This is a messenger RNA of Trichosurus vulpecula (common brushtail), 4935 nucleotides long. RefSeq names its product myosin XVB (gene MYO15B). Gene Ontology annotation, molecular function: protein binding. The transcript is spliced from 42 exons. The record is from RefSeq and is a predicted model, not a curated record. The coding region runs from base 1 to 4935 and encodes 1644 amino acids. NCBI's taxonomy places the organism in Eukaryota, Metazoa, Chordata, Mammalia, Diprotodontia, Phalangeridae. Gene Ontology annotation, cellular component: cytoskeleton.
AUGAGCCCUGCACAGGACCCAGAGUAUGAGCUGGAGAGACUGGAGAUCCCGGCUGAGCUGUCUGCUCUGCUGAAGACGGCUGAAGGUCGUCAGCACGUCAUAGCCAAAAGCAUCACAGAAGCCCUGCCCCCAGAGGUCACAGCCCAGGAACAACUGGCUCUCCCUCCUGACAUUGAUAGAUUCCCCUUUUCCAGAUUCAUCUCUGAAAACUUUCAGAAGCCAACCCUGCCCACUCCAGGACAGCCCCUGACAUCACCUCUGACUCACCUGGAUGGGAUAAGCCCUCAGCACGCCCUGGAUGUCAACAAAGUGAUGUUACGGCUCCUGGGUGACCUAUCGCUUCAGUCCUGGGAGGAACAGACCAUGGGCACAUAUUUGGCCCAACAGGGGCAGCGCCACCCCGCCCUGAGGAAUGAGAUCUUUUGUCAACUUGUGACCCAGCUGUGGCACAACCCAGACCAACAGCAGAGUCAUCGAGGCUGGGCACUCAUGGCUAUUCUGCUCAGUGCCUUCACCCCAACAUUGACCCUUCAGAAGCCAUUGCUCAAGUUUGUGUCUGACCAUGCUCCAAAUGGUGUUGCAGCUGUGUGCCAGCACAAACUCUUGGGGGCGUUGCAACAGUCCCAGCCAGCAGUCAACACUGUUCGUGCCUACCCACCUACCCAGCUGGAGUGGAUUUCAGGCUGGCGGUGUGGACGUAUGACCCUGGAUGUCUUCACCUUCAGUGAAGAGUGCUACUCAGCAGAAGUCAAAUCCUGGACCACAGGUGAAGAGUUUGCUGGGUGGAUCCUACAGACCAGGGGCAUAGAGCAGCCUAUCCGAGGCUGGUCAGUAUCUCUGCUCUCUGGAGAUUCCUGGAAGGAUUUGGGCGGCUGUGACUUUGUGCUGGAUCUGAUUGGACAGACUGAGGACUUACGGGACCCCAGUGCCCCUGGCAGCUACCCCAUCACCUCCCACAAUGUGACUUCUGAAGACAUCCCCCUACCCCCAGGGUUCCAGGCUCCUCCCUUGGCUCCAGGGCCACCUCCAGGUGCUGCUCCCACACUGCCUCAAAGCAGCUAUACAAAGGAAGCCCAGAGCCCUAGAAGCUUGGAUGGUUUCCUGGAUAACCUUUUUGAGCCUGUGCUCUCCUCAGGGUCCAGGCAGGAUCUGGAACAAGCCAGGGCACUGAACAGCCGAAUGAAAGGUGGUGGAGGCAUUGGGACUCAGCAAGGAGGCUACCCCAUGACAUACCCAGGGAUGAUGCAGAUGCCAGGCUACCAACCUGCCAUGGGGGCAAUGAUGCCAGCACCUGUGCCACUUGUGCCAGCAAUGCCACCCGUACCUUCAAUGGGUGGGAUCCCAGCCAUGCCAGGCAUGAUGAUGCCAUCCCAGCCUCAGCCCGUGGUACCCACGCUCAGUACCAGACAGCUGGCUGCACAGCAGCAGAGCUUUAUCAACCAGCAGGCCAUGAUCUUGGCUCAGCAAAUGACCGCCCAGGCCAUGUCUCUUUCCCUGGAGCAGCAGGCCCAGCUCCAGCACCUGACCCACAGGUCCACAUCUGCAUCCCAGCCCACUCCAAGCACUCCCAAACCCAAGAAGUCCACAGCUGUUGUCAGCAAAAGCUCACCUGCACCCAAGGCAGAGCCCCAAAGGAGCCUACAACCGGUAGAGAUUCCAGAAGAUAUUGAGGAGGAACUGAUGCACCCCAAUACCUUCCAGGAGAAACGAGAUUAUUUCCAAAAGAUAGGGCAAGAACCUAUUCGAUUGAAGAAGGUGAAGCCACCUGCAAAGGUGCGCAUCCCCCAGAGGGAGUUAGAUCAGGAAGAGGAGGACGAGGAAGAGGAGGAGGAAGAAGAAGAGGAGAAAGAAAUCAAGGCACCUUCUCCUCCUCCUCCUCCCCCUCCCCCAGUGGUCAAGAAACCACUUAAAAAAAAGAAGGGAGGAGACAAACCUAAGAGUGAAGAUGGUGCUGGAGCCAAAGCAGGAGAUGAAGCUAAAACUGCCAUUAACCCAGGAGCCAAAAGCCAAAAGGAGAAUAGGGAAAGGCCUCCAGGUACUGUGGUACGAAGCUCAAAACCAGCCCACAAACUAGAAGAACCCAGUAAAGAAAUUCGUAACAUCAUCAAGAUGUACCGGAGCCGCCCUGCACCAGUGCCUGAACCAAUACUGCCCACCAGGAAUCCUCCAAAGCAUUUCUUAAAGAAGAAUGACCCCAAGGAUGAGGCCCUGGCCAAACUGGGUCUUAAUGGCAAUCAUCUGCCUCCUUCGCCAUCAGCUCUGGGCCCUAGGAAGGACUCACCACCACCGGUUGCAGAUCGGCCCAAGUCCUCCAUCUCCUUUGAACCUUCUAGCUCCAUCAAAGAGAAGCAGAGACCCCUGAAGGAUCUGUUUGCCCCAGUUCAAUCCGUGACCUCGAUUCCUCAGCCUCUGUCACCUCCACCUCCACCUCCACCUCCACCUCCACCUCCGCUUUCUCCCCCAUCAGAGAGCCCGGCCUCACCUCGUUCAGACCCAGUUCUGUCCAUGGGGGAUGGACACAUCAGCACCCAGCUGCUUCGUGCCUCAAGCAGUGUUUCCUUUGCUUAUGUCAGUGCCACUUGGAGGCUGUUUCUUCGAAAAGAGGUGUUCUACCCCCGAGAGAGCUUCACUCACCCCUACUGUUUGAGACUUCUUUGUGAACAAAUCCUACGUGACACCUUCGCUGAGUCCUGUAUUCGAAUCUCCCCACAUGAACGGAACAAGAUGAAGGAUAUGCUAGCGGACUUGCAGGUGGGCGUGGAUGCUAGUUCCAUCACUGAAGACAGUAUCAAGAAGAGAAUCGUGGUAGCUGCCCGGGACAACUGGGACAAUUACUUCUCUCGAAUCUUCCAUGUUUCGGGGGAGAGUGGCAGUGAUGUACAAUUUCUGGCUGUGUCUCAUUGGGGCCUUCGCCUGCUCAAAGCUGUGAACAAUGCUACCUUCCACACAGACCACCUCAAGACCCUCCGCAGCUACAGUUUUGCAGAAGUCCUGGAGGUAAAGGACCAAGGACAUGGCAUUCUCCAACUGUGCCUGAGGAAUGAGCAACUAAUGUUGCACACAACUCAAGCCCAGACAAUCAAGUCCAUGGUGGAGUUGUUCUUGAAUGAGCUCAAAAAAGACUCAAGCUAUGUUAUUGCCCUCCGGAGCUAUGUCACUGAUGACCGAAGCCUCCUGAGCUUCCGCUGUGGAGACAUCAUUAAGUUGCUGCCCAUGGCCUCCCUAGAGCCAGGGUGGCAAUUUGGCUCCAUUGGGGGUCGAUCUGGGCUCUUUCCUUCUGACAUGGUGAAAGUGACUGCUGCGCCUGACUACCUCCACUUCCCCAAGGAGCAGAGGGAUGCGGGGCAAAGGAGUCUUCCAAGAGGAGAACCAGGAUUGUCUAAAGAGAACCAGGCCACGGAGUGUGAACACACCCACACCCAGGCACCCAGUGAGUCCUCUGUGGUGACCAGCUCUGUCUUCACGGAUGUCCACUCUGCUCUGGAUGCUAGUACCAACACUUACACCAUGUGGGAGUAUGCCCUGAAGUACUUCCGGCCAACACAGACCUCGAAGGGCUGGAUGGUGAUGUCAAAAAAUCAUGCCAGAAGCCUGGUGCAACAUACCAAGGCUCCCAUCCAGCAAUCUCUUACCAACUUAAUCGACGAGGAUAUGAACAAGCUAGCCGUGGAGAACUUCAGGGCUGUGAUGCAAUUUAUGGGCGAUAAGCCCAAGAAGAAAGAUGAGUUGGACAUACCAUUUGAGAUGCUGAAGCUGUGCCGGAAAAACGCCUUGAAAGAUGAAAUUUACUGCCAGCUCAUCAAACAGGUCACAGAGAACCCCCAACAGGAACACUGCAUUCGGGGAUGGCACCUCCUUAAUCUCCUCACCGGUUACUUCCUUCCCUCACCCACCCUGAUGCCCUAUGUCACCAAGUAUCUGCAGGAUGCUGCCUCCAGUCAAGAGUUGGCCCAGAAAUGCCAAGAACAUUUACAACACACCGUCAAAUAUGGAGGUCGCCAGCACCUGCCCACCGCAGGCGAGAUGAAAGCCUUCCUGAAGGGGCAGACGAUUCGACCGCUUUCGCUCCACCUGUCUGGAGGUAUGGAAUACAAGACAGUCAUCCAGACCUUCACGGUGGUGACGGAAGUGGUGGAGGAGACGUGUAGACAGAUGGGCAUCAGAGAACCCCUGGAGAUGCAAGAGUUUGCCAUCUUCCUCAAGGAGAAAGGUCUACUGGUGAGGCCUCUGUACCUCAACGAGUACCUCAACGAUGUGCUACGAGAAACUGGUGUGGAGCUGCACAGUCGCCGCCUCACCUGGGACACCCCGCUGCAUUAUGAAAAUGACAUCUACAUCAACAUGCACUACGGCCAGGUACAUCAGGAUUACUUGCAGGGAAAGCUGUUGAUCAGCACCCAACCCCAAGUCGAAGCUCUACUGGCUCCUCUGGCGGCCCUGCAGCACCUGAGCAGAGAGAGCAUCAAUCUGUCUUCUAAGCAGGAUCUACUGAGAUACGUCCCACAGCCACUACAGCAGCGGGUGAAUUUGAGUAUCUUGGAGAAUUUGGUGAAGAGCCAGCUGAGGGAUUUGACAUAUAGCCACAGAGAAGCACAUGUCAACUUCAUUGAGGCUGUGAGACACCUUCCUCUCUUUGGUUAUAUGGUGUUCAGUGUGCUUCGGGUGAGCGAGCCAACGAUAGUCACCCCCUGCUUACUGGGCCUCAACCAUCGGCACCUCAUCUUGGUGGAUCCUAGUUCUCAGGAACAGUGCUAUUCCAUCACUCUGAAAGACAUACAGAAAUUACGUCAGCUCGGUCCCCUGGACAAUAUCCCAGGGUUGGAGCUCUACUAUGGAUCUUCUGCCAAUCCCAAGACCAUCUGGUUCGAGUUGCCCCAGGCCCAAGAGUUACAGCACACCCUCAUCUUCUUAAUGGAGUACAGUACCUCUCCCUAG